Messenger RNA from Mesorhabditis belari, 799 nucleotides. The record is from the annotation of a GenBank genome assembly. NCBI's taxonomy places the organism in Eukaryota, Metazoa, Nematoda, Chromadorea, Rhabditida, Rhabditidae.
CGCUUCCGGUACCGUGUUCGUGGCUCAGCGACGAGAUGGUGGCGAUGUGGUGGCCGUGAAGAGAAUGGCAUUCAAAUCGCAACCGAAAAAGGAGGAUGCGUUGACGGAGAUUAAAGUCAUGCAACAGUACAAACAUCCGAACCUCGUCAACUACAUCGAGUCCUAUUUGGUCGAUGCUGAUGAUCUCUGGGUGGUCAUGGACUAUUUGGAGGGCGGAAACCUGACGGAUGUGGUUGUGAAAACCGAGUUGGACGAGGGACAAAUUUCAGCUGUGUUGAAGGAGUGUUUGAAAGCGUUGCACUUCUUGCACAGCCAUUCGAUCGUCCAUCGGGACAUCAAAUCGGACAACGUUUUGCUUGGAAUGGAUGGUGCUGUGAAGUUGACUGAUAUGGGUUUCUGUGCCCAGAUACAGCCGGGAAGCAAGCGAGAUACAGUCGUCGGCACGCCAUACUGGAUGUCACCGGAGAUUUUGAACAAGAAAAAGUACAACUAUAAAGUGGAUAUUUGGUCAUUGGGUAUUAUGGGAUUGGAGAUGAUUGAUGGAGAGCCACCGUAUCUACACGAAACACCGUUAAAGGCUAUCUACUUGAUUGCUCAAAAUGGGAAACCGGAAAUCAAGAAGCGGAACGAGUUGAGCCCUGAAUUCGUGCACUUUUUGGACAGAUGCCUUGUCGUCGAUCCCGAAUGUCGAGCCGACACAAAAGAGCUCCUCAAUCAUCCAUUCAUCUCGCGAGCAAAGCCGUUAAACGCUUUAAUUCCGUACAUUAAAGCGGUUAAAGAAUUGAAAGAAAAGGGAAAA